AUGGUUAUUCUGAGAGAGGGUGACCAUGUGUGGCUUGAAACCAACACAAGUAGAGAAUUCAAUGCACCAAUUGGAGCAGUGGUGAAGCUGCCAUUAUCUGGAAAGGUUCUGCUGUUGGAUGAUGAAGGGAAGGAGCAGUGGAUUAGUGCAUCGAAUAUUAACAGUGUGCGUCCCAUGCACCCUACCUCAGUGAAAGGAGUGGACGACAUGAUCCUAAUCGGGGACCUAAACGAAGCGGGAAUAUUGCACAACCUCCUCAUCCGAUAUCGAGAAAAUGUCAUUUAUACCUACACUGGCUCUAUCCUGGUGGCUCUGAACCCCUACCAACUGCUCCCAUUCUAUACCAUCGAGCAGAUCAACCUGUACACCAAUAGGCGUAUCGGAGAGCUGCCUCCUCACAUCUUUGCCAUCGCGGACAACUGCUACUUCAACCUGAGGAAGAAUAGGAAGGACCAGUGCUGCAUUAUCAGUGGAGAGUCGGGAGCUGGGAAGACAGAGAGCACGAAGCUGAUGCUGCAGUUUCUGGCUGCAGUCAGUGGACAGCGCUUGUGGAUUGAACAGCAGAUCCUGGAGGCAACCCCAAUUCUGGAAGCUUUUGGAAAUGCAAAGACUGUAAAAAACGACAAUUCCAGUCGCUUUGGGAAAUACAUUGAAAUUUACUUUAAUGAGGAUGGGAUCAUAGUGGGAGCGAAGGUCGAACAGUAUUUACUGGAAAAGUCUCGAGUCUGCCUACAGGCUCUAGAUGAGAGAAACUACCACAUAUUCUACAGUAUGCUGAUGGGGAUGAAAACAGAGCAGAAGAAACUCCUCAGUUUAGGCACAGCACAUGAGUAUGACUACCUGACCAAGGGUAAUUGUACAAGUUGUGAUGGACACGAUGAUGUAAAGCACUAUGCUGAUAUUUACUCAGCCAUGAAAAUCCUGAUGUUCUCAGACAGUGAACAGUGGGAAAUCAGCAAGCUAUUGGCUGCUAUUUUGCAUCUGGGUAACCUGCAUUUCCAAGCUGCUGUGUAUAAUAAUUUGGAUUGCUGUGAGCUUUUGGAGUCAAGUCAUCUCUCCAUGGCAACAAAGUUGCUUGAGGUGAGUUCACUGAAGCUGGAAGAUGCAAUGAUUCACAGAUCCAUCUUAAUCAGAGGGGAGAGUGUAUCUACUCCAGUGAGUAAAGCACAGGCAGCUGGUAGUCGGGAUGCACUAGUGAAGGGGAUAUAUGACCAUCUCUUUGUGUGGAUUGUGAAUAAAAUUAACACUGUGAUCAACACAGUCACUGUCAACAAUCCAGGAAAGGCUUGCAGCUCUAUUGGGUUGCUGGAUAUCUUUGGCUUUGAGAACUUCAAUUCAAACAGCUUUGAGCAGCUGUGCAUCAACUUUGCCAAUGAGCACUUACAGCAAUUCUUUGUGAGCUGCAUCUUCAAACAGGAGCAGGAGGAAUACAUUCAGGAGAACAUUGAAUGGCAGCACAUUGAAUUCACUGACAACCAGAAGGCACUAGAUACACUUGCAGUCAAACCAAUGAGUAUCAUCUCCCUCAUUGACGAAGAGAGCAAGUUUCCAAAGGGUACUGACACCACAUUGUUAAACAAGCUGAAUAAUCACCACAGCAAGAGUAUGAUCUACGUCCCUCCCAUGAGCUCUCAUGAUACCACGUUUGGCAUCACUCACUUUGCAGGAGUGGUUUACUACGAGUCUAAAGGUUUCCUGGAGAAGAACAGAGAUCAGCUGAGUUCCAGCAUCAUGCAGGUUGUGCAAUCUUCCAAGAACAAAUUUCUCAAACAAAUUUUCCAUACCAGCUUUGGAUCAGCAUCGGGAAAGCCACAAAACCAGAGGCAAAUUUGUCCUGAAGGUUCCAUCAAGGCAUCUGGCAGCCAUAGACAACUCCCCACACUCAGCCGGCAGUUCAAACAGUCACUGGAUAAUCUAAUGAAAAUCCUGAAGGCUUGUCAGCCCUUCUUCAUUCGCUGCAUCAAACCCAAUAAGUUCAAAAAACCCCUGCUCUUUGAUCGGGAGUUGUGCAUUAAGCAAUUACGAUAUUCUGGAAUGAGGGAGACCAUCCGCAUCCGCAAGUCAGGCUACCCCAUUCGCUUUACCUUCCAAGAUUUUGUGCAGCAGUACAAGUUUGUAAUGCAAUCAGCUCUUUGGCAAGUGAAGGAGGAGAAUGCCCACUUGUGCUGCAAACAGAUUGCCGAAUCUGUGAUCGGAAACAAUGGAGACUGGAAGAUAGGCAGAACAAAGAUCUUCCUAAAGGAGAAAGACCAUUUGUCCCUGGAGCUCGAGCGAGACAGAAUCUUGACAGCAAAGGCCUUGAUGAUUCAGAAGGUCAUGCGGUGUUUCAAAGACAGGAAGAAUUUCCUGAGACAGAAGGGUGCAGCCUGUAUAAUCCAGAGUCACUGGAGAGGAUCACAGUGUCGCAAGAAGUGCCAAGUGAUGAGGCAGGGUUUUCAGAGAUUACAGGCACUAUUUCGCUCCUGGAAAAUAGCUAAAGAAUAUGAAGAAACUCGCAGGAGGAUGAUCCUGUUCCAAGCACAGUGCCGGGGAUACCUGGUUCGACAAAAUCAAAGCAAACGACUGGAAGCUCUGGCCACUAUCCAGGCGUAUGCCAGGGGAAUGCUGAUUCGAAAGAGAUAUCGGAAAAAGAGGAGAGAUGUUCAAAGGUGUGUUGGACCACAGAAGCUUCGCUUUGUUGAGGAACAGCAUCUGGUGCAGGUGGUGGGACUGACGCAGGGGAAACCAGAGGCUGAGGAGAAGAAAUCGGAACAUCUGAAACGUAUUGCCAAGCUGGACGUGGAGAAUGAGAGGCAGCAGAGGGAGGAGUACUUGAAAAAGCAGAAAGCAAAGACGGAGAUCCUCAACGAUCUCAACAUGGUGGACAAUAUCUUUGCCUUUUUGCCAUCUGUGUUGGCAGGCCAGGAGGGCCCAGGUCCUCAGGGCUUCGAGGACUUGGAAGUGAAACAGGAGAAACUUGAUGAGUUUGAUUUGGAUGAUAUCUCUCUAUCCUCUGAGUCUGAUGAAGAGGACGAUCUUGCCCAGUACACCUUUCCAAAAUACGCUGCCACUUACUUCCAGGGCUCCUCGACCCACACUCACAUUCAACGAGCUCUCCGUCGCCCACUGCUCUUCCAUGAAGAUGAAGUUGAUGUUCUGGCUUCCAUGGCAGUCUGGAAUAUUAUUCUGAGGUUCAUGGGAGAUCUACCAGAGCCCAGGACAUUUGCUCAGGCCUCUGAGAAGCACAGCAACUCAGCAAAUCAGGCUAUGGAUGAGCUUCCCUUCAUUCCCAGGGCUCAAAUAAUGGAAGAAACUCCAAAGAAGUUGAACAAUGGCGAAGAGACACUUUUGGGUGAAAAUUCUAUCACAGACAGACCAAUGUCAAACCUGGAAAAAGUUCAUUUCAUUAUUGGUAAUGCCAUUGCCAGACCCAACAUCAGGGAUGAGAUUUAUUGUCAGAUCUGUAAACAGUUGUCCAAGUGUUACAACAAGAAUGUUUAUGCCAGAGGGUGGAUUCUAAUGUCUCUCUGUGUUGGCUGCUUUCCACCUACAGAUGGGUUUAUAAAGUAUCUGCGUAAUUUCAUUCGUGAUGGGCCUUUGGGAUAUGCUCCUUACUGUGCAGAACGACUGCGACGCACAUUUGCAAAUGGAGCUCGGAGAGAGCCACCGAGCUACCUGGAGCUGGAGGCGACCAAGUCGAAGCAGCUAAUCAAGGUGACGGUGACACUGAUGAGUGGAUUGAGCUGUUUGAUCUCUAUUGAUUCCGCUACGACAGCCAAUGAGCUGUGCAAAUCUCUCACAGGCAAGAUUGGACUGAAGGAUACCUUUGGAUUCUCCAUAUACAUUGUGCUAUAUGAUAAAGUCUCCUCUCUUGGGAGUGGCAGAGAUCAUGUGUUGGAUGCCAUCUCUCAGUGUGAGCAGUAUGUGAAGGGGCAGGGCAGGCAGGAGCGGCAUGCAGCAUGGCGUCUGUUUUUCAGAAAGGAGAUCUUCACGCCUUGGCACAACUGCAGUGAAGACCCAAUCAGCACAGAUCUCAUCUACCAACAGAUCAUCCGAGGCAUUCGAUUUGGGGAAUAUCAGUGUGAAAAGGAGGAAGAGUUGGUGGACAUCGCUGCUAAACAUUACUAUGUGAAGUUCGGAGCGGAUGUGGAAACUGAGAAAGGAAUGAAGGUCGUGCAUGCCUGUAUCUCCGACAAACUCUUAAAGAGAAAAUCCCCAGAGAAAUGGUGCCAACAGGUCACAGCAAAAGUCAAGGACUUGUUCAUCAGUGAGAGGCCCAGCGCACUUAAAUUAGAAGAACAGCUGGUUGAUUUUGCUCGCAUGAAGUGGCCUCUCCUGUUUUCCAGGUUUUUUGAAGCUGCAAAAUUCUCAGGACCCACCUUACCAAAGAACCAGCUAGUUGUAGCGAUUAACUGGGUUGGCAUCAGCUUUGUGGACAAGAAUGAGAAACUCCUUUUGAAACGGUCGUACCUAGAAAUUACUGGAGUAAACACAAUCAGGGCUUCAAAGCAAUUUGGCCAGAGUGUCACAAUGACUACCCUACAGGGGGAGGAAUACAUUCUGACAUCAGGAUAUGCUGCAGACAUUGCCGAUUUGAUAGUCAUGUUCCUGAAUGGUUUGAAGAUGAGAUCGCAGUAUGCAGUAACACUGUACAGCAGCUCCAAACAAGGUACAGGGAAGGACCCUAUAUUCCUAAAAUAUGAGAAGGGUGAUUUGAUAAAGUUGAUUGGAAAUGAGGAGAUUACUCAGGAUAAUGGCUGGAUUCAAGGACGGAAUGAACGCACUGAGAAAAUAGGAAGCCUCUCACUGGAAUCUGUCUACAUUGUUCCAACUCUUGAGAAGCCAUCAUCAAAUGUGAUGAGCUUGAUACUCAUGUCACCUGACCAACGACGCCAAGCAUCCCAGAAUGCCUGUGCCGAGGUGAAGGAGCCAGAGUUGAAGAUCAAAGCCUACACACUGGAGGAGUUUUCCUAUGACCAUUUCAGACCCCCAGCAAAGGAAUCAGUGAGCAAAAUGGUGCUUCCAAAGGCUCGUGUGAAGGAUCGGAUCUGGGCCUGCUCGAGGGAACCUCUGAAACUGCCUUUACUGAAGAAAGUCUGUGCAAGUACAGAGAUGGUGGUAGUGGCCUGCCAGGCAUUCACUGCCAUAAUGAAGUACAUGGGAGAUUACCCAGGGAAGCUAUGCAAGUCUGGCACUGAGCUGACAGAUCUGAUAUUCUCUGCAGCACUAAAGGAGGAGGCACUACAGGACGAGAUCUAUUGCCAGAUUGUGAAGCAGCUGACAGCUAAUUAUAACAGGUACAGUGUAGAUAAUGGCUGGCAGCUCCUCUGGCUCUGCACUGGGCUCUUCUCUCCCAGUAAUGUGCUGCUGCCUCAUGUGAAGAGAUUCCUCGAGACCCACCCUACAGAGAGGCUGGCAGCUGACUGCAUUCAAAGAUUAAACAAGGUUAAAAGAUGUGGAGCUCGGAAGAAUCCCCCACACCUUCUGGAGGUGGAGGCCAUCCAGCACUGGAGCACCAAGAUCCUACACAAAAUCUAUUUCCCCAAUGACACUGAUGAGGCAUUUGAGGUUUUCACCAGUACCAAAGCCAGGGACCUCUGUGAAAGUAUCACCAAGCAUUUAAAACUCAGCUCCGCUGAAGGCCUGAGUCUCUUUGUACAGGUUGAAGACAAGGUUAUCAGCUUUCCUGAAGGAGAUUUCUUCUUUGAUUAUGUGAGGCAUGUGACUGACUGGGUCAAGAAAGAAAAGCCUAUGAAGGAUGGUACUUCUCUCUCGGUGGCAUACAAGGUGCUGUUCAUGAGAAAGCUGUGGCUCAAUGUCUUUCCUGGUAGAGACUUAAAAGCAGAUAUAGUGUUCCAUUACCCACAGGAGUUACCAAAGUAUUUGCGAGGUUACCACCAGUGCACAAAGGAAGAUGCCAUCCAGAUUGCUGCAUUCCUUUACAAAGUGAAGUUCAGUGAUGACAAGUCCCAGUUUCUCAAUAUUCCCAAAAUGUUGAAGGAUCUGGUUCCUGAGGACAUGAUUCGGAUGUUGUCACCAGAGGAAUGGAAGAAGUGUAUUGUGGCCAUGUGUAACAGGCAUACAGGGAAGACAGCAGAUGAAGUCAAGCUGGCAUUUCUCAAAUUGCUGUACCGUUGGGCAACAUUUGGAUCGGCCUUUUUCGAAGUGAAGCAAACAUCUGAGCCCAAUUUUCCUGAUAUUGUGCGGAUAGCCAUCAACAAACAAGGGGUAACAGUGAUAAACCCACGGACUAAGGUGGCUUUAGUGACUCAUCCGUAUAAUAAAAUCUCCAACUGGUGCAGCGGCAGUACAUAUUUUCACAUGUCAGUGGGCAGCCUGGUCCGAGGAGGAAAGAUUCUCUGUGAGACUUCACUGGGUUACAAAAUGGACGACCUCCUGACAUCAUAUGUGAGUGCGUAUUUAGCUACUGCAAAGCAGAAAACAGCUCGAUACCUUGCCUGAUGGGACCAAUGUUAAAGGAUUUGGUCUGCCAACUGUUGCAUGAGAUUCUUACAACUCUCUCUGUCUCCAUCUCUCUCUCUACCACACCCUUAUCUUCCUCUUUUCCAACGUCU
Carcharodon carcharias (great white shark) is the source of this 6554-nucleotide messenger RNA. RefSeq names its product unconventional myosin-VIIa-like. Lineage: Eukaryota; Metazoa; Chordata; Chondrichthyes; Lamniformes; Lamnidae. The record is from RefSeq and is a predicted model, not a curated record. The transcript has 48 exons. Bases 1 to 6441 code for a protein of 2146 amino acids. Gene Ontology annotation, cellular component: cytoskeleton; myosin complex. Gene Ontology annotation, molecular function: protein binding; cytoskeletal motor activity; ATP binding.